This is a messenger RNA of Acanthosepion pharaonis, 2058 nucleotides long. The record is from the annotation of a GenBank genome assembly. NCBI's taxonomy places the organism in Eukaryota, Metazoa, Mollusca, Cephalopoda, Sepiida, Sepiidae.
AUGUGUGCUUUUGAUGAAAUGUUCACUGUGGGCCAAACAGAAGGCGUUGUCACUGACCAAUUUCACAGACUCUUCACCACAAUGAUGCUUAUUGUAGCUUCAUUAGCAGGGACCAGAUCACCCAGAAUUGACGACUUGGAUCAAAAAAAAGGUGCUGAAAUUCGAGAGAUUAUUUACAUUGUUCCAAGCCAUGUGGUUGUGAAGGCAUUUGAAAAGCUCCUAGAACGAGCCACUCUCACAGACCUAGUUAAUCAUUUAACGGAGAAUGGUUAUUGGCCUAAGUUUGAAGAUCCUGAAACAUAUCCCGAAGCUUUUACUGCCCUUGCCAGAAACUUGGCUCAGAACAAUCCUCAUUUGGUGCCUCAGAUUGUGAUCAACUUAAAUCCGGCUCUUUCUAGUUACCAUGAGCCUCAACGAAUUGUUACUGCAGCAUUUUAUGCUGAGUUGAUCAAUCAAAAAUGUCCAGAAAGGACUGCUCUGAUUGAGUCCAUGAUCAAUGGUUUACUUGGGCGAAUGGUGGACAGCUGCCAUUUGGUGCGUAUGUAUUGUAUCCGUGGUCUUGGCAAUCUUGGAAGCAUGGGAAAAGAAAUGGUUCAGAAAUAUUCAACGACAGUUCUCUCAGCCUUGAUGUCAGGAUUGGAUGACAAAGACGAUAUGAAUGACAGUAUCACUCUAGAAGCAAUGAGUGGAUUGUCUCGGGUGAUGUCUGUCAUUGAUGAAGAGGACAUUCGCUCAAUACUUAUCAAUGUCAUACUGAAAAUCCGACCCUGUUUUGAAAAGGAAGUGCCCAGUGUCCGUUCACAAGCCAUCAUGCUGUUUGGAAAUCUAUCCAGAUUCUCUGGGGGUCAGUCAAAACCGGCCAUUUUAGAACAAAUUCACACGAAUUUUGUCAGUUUGCUACUUCAUUUGAAUGAUGCUGAAGUGGAUGUUCGCAAGGCCUGCAAAUUCACUCUCCGUUCACUUAGUCCCUUACUAGACUGUCCAAGUAUUGAAGAAAAAUUCCAGAAGCACUUACUGGAUGAUGCUAAUUUAUACUAUGGAGAAUUCAUGAAUGAUAUUGCAAAGCUGAUUCCUAUAUUCUCUCUCUCUCUCUCUCUCUUUCUCUUGUGGUUGCUGACCACCUGCAUUCUCUCUCUCUCUCUCUCUCUCAUGGUUGCUGACCACCUGCAUUCAUACUUUCUCUCUCUUUUGUGGUUGUUGAAACCCUCCAUUCUCUCUCUCUCUUUUGUGGUUGAUGAAAACCUGCACUCUCUCUCUCUUUUGUGGUUGCUGACUACCUGCAUUCUCACUUCCUCUCUCUCUCUCUCUCUCUUGUGGUUGCUGACCACCUGCUGCAUUCUCUCUCUCUCUCUCUCUCUCUCUCUCUCUCUAUCUUUUGUGGUUGAUAACUGCCUACAUUCUCUCUCUCUCUUGUGGUUGCUGACCAUCUGCAUUCUCUCUCUCUUUCCUUUGUGGUUUCUGACUAUCUACAUUCUCUCUCUCUCUCUCUCUCUCAUGUUUGCUGACUGCCUCCAUUCUCCCAUUCUGUGUACAUUUAUAUGGGCAGAAAUACGGGCCAAUGCAGCCAUGUUCUCGGGAUUCCUUCUUGGAAAUUUGAUGAAAGAAAAUCGCUUGCACAUACAAAAAGACUAUAUAUGCACAGCUCUUAUUGAUCUGUUAAAGGACCCAUCCCCCCAUGUGAGGGGCAAAGCUGCUGAAGCGAUGAGUCUGCUAGUGAUUUUUCUUUCUUUUCUUUUUUCUUUCUUUUCUUUUUUCUUUCUUUUCUUUUCUUCUUUCUUUUCUUUUCUUCUUUCUUUUCUUUUCUUCUUUCUUUUCUUUUCUUCUUUUCUUUUCUUCUUUUCUUCUUUUUUCUUUUCUUUUUUCUUUCUUUUCUUUUCCUCACUUUUUCUUUCCUUUCUCACUUUUUUCUUUCUUUUUUCUUUAAUAUUCUGUAUUUACUCAUUAUUUCUUUUCCUUCUUUCCUUCCCUUCUUUCAGUUUUCUAACAUCUCUCUCUCUCUCUCUCUCUCUCUCUCUCUCUCUCUCUCUCUCUCUCUCUCUCUCUCUGCUUGAUGGCUAA